AUGAUAUUCACCAAGUCGCCCCAGACAACGCGGUGGUUGUUCACCUCGGAGACCCUUAUGGACAUGAGGACCAAAUUGAGCAAAGAAGCCAUUCAUCUUAUGGAAGAGCGCAAAAAGGAUGCAGGAGUUUCAAGUUCAUCUUCUCCUCUGUCCGUUGAACAGGAGGUGAAGUUGAUCAACUACCAUGCUGUAAGCAUCCAGCACAUGUGUCGGUCAGUGGAUGGCUUAAAGAGGCGCUCUUCAAGGGUUCAGGGGACAGCGAUUGUUUACCUUAAGAGAUUCUUCUUGAAGAGAAGCAUACUUGAGCACCAGUAUGAUCCGUUGAAGAUAGCGAUGGUGUGUUUGUAUUGUGCCUGCAAGACAGAGGAGGCGUACAUCAGCGCUCUUGAGCUGUCCAAAUUAGUAAAUGGAAUUAAGGAGAAAGAUCUGCUUGGGCUUGAGACCACUCUGCUGAAAGCUCUUGGUUUUGACAUCUUGGUGCACUUGCCAUACAAGGCGAUCGAUGGUCACAUAAUGCGCAUCACAGAUCUUGUAAAGCGCGACGCUGAGUUCCGAGACGCUAUUCAACUGGACUGGGAAUCAGUUGAAGGGGCCAUCCAAGCGAAAGCAUAUGGAGCUGCCGAUGCUUUGAUGCUGUCAGAUGCACCUCUGCUUUUCCUGCCUGGCCUGCUGGCCUUGGCAGCAGUGAGGUCGGCCUUCAGAGCGGAGCACGGCUCCUUUGAUGCAUACCUGCUGAAGGUGGCAGAGUCAGCUGCUGAGCAGCACCAAAUGGAGGAGGGCAGCACAUCAAGCACGGGAGACAUUGUGGAGACGCUCACCAACAUUGAUAAGUAUGGCAAGGAAGGCGCCAAAAAGGUGGCAAAAAAAGUGGUCACGGAGAUAGACAAACAGCUCAAGGAGUGGCAAGAGCUGUCAAAGUCCAGAAAGACUAGCAAACGGAAAGCCGAUCGUGACGACAGUGAAUUGGGUAGGACAGCUCACAAGAAGAAACCUGAUGAGCCCAAAUAG
Messenger RNA from Ostreobium quekettii, 1008 nucleotides. The record is from the annotation of a GenBank genome assembly. Lineage: Eukaryota; Viridiplantae; Chlorophyta; Ulvophyceae; Bryopsidales; Ostreobiaceae.